This is a messenger RNA of Scheffersomyces coipomensis, 1647 nucleotides long. RefSeq names its product MFS transporter. Gene Ontology annotation, biological process: xenobiotic detoxification by transmembrane export across the plasma membrane. The record is from RefSeq and is a predicted model, not a curated record. Lineage: Eukaryota; Fungi; Ascomycota; Pichiomycetes; Serinales; Debaryomycetaceae. Gene Ontology annotation, molecular function: fluconazole transmembrane transporter activity. The transcript has a single exon. The coding region runs from base 1 to 1647 and encodes 548 amino acids. Gene Ontology annotation, cellular component: plasma membrane.
AUGCAUUAUAGAUUCAUUAGAGAUAGUUUUGUGGGUAGAAUGGUUUACCAUUUAACCCAACAUAAAUUCUUUAAACAUCCAGAAGAGCAUAUAGAUUAUGUUAUACCUGAAAAAUACUUACCUAAUGACUUAAAGACGCGUGAAUUUGAAAAGGUUGAAGGUGUAGAACUUGAAACAGCUGCAAAUUCAAGUUCUUCUUCAACUCUUGAUCAAGAUCCUGAUGCUAAAAUUGUUGUCGGUUGGGAAGGUGAUGAUGAUCCAGAAAAUCCUGUCAACUGGCCAACUUAUCAAAAGGCAUUCUUUACUUUUGAAAUUGCUUUCUUAACAACUGCCGUAUAUAUGGGAUCUGCUAUUUACACUCCAGGUAUAACUCAAAUCAUGGAAGAAUUUAAUAUAGAUCAAACUAAAGCUACUAUACCUUUAACUAUGUUUGUGAUCGGUUAUGGUCUCGGACCUAUGGUCUUCUCUCCAAUGUCUGAAAAUGCUAUCUUUGGUAGAACUUCCAUUUAUAUUGUUACAUUGUUCAUAUUCUUCAUUUUACAAAUUCCAACUGCUUUAGCAAAAGAUAUAGUUUCAUUAUCAAUUUUAAGAUUCUUAGCAGGAGUAUUUGCUUCCCCUUGUUUAGCCACUGGAGGUGCUUCUGUAUGUGACGUGUUAAGUAUGGCUUAUGGUCCAGUUGGUAUUGCUAGUUGGGCCUUAGGUGCCGUCUGUGGUCCUUCGUUUGGUCCUUUCUUUGGUAGUAUCUUAGUGGUAAAAGGUGAUUGGAGAUGGACUUUUUGGUUUUUAUGUAUUACUAGUGGUACAACUUUAUUGGUGUUAAGUAUACUUUUACCUGAAAGUUAUGGUAAAACUUUACUUUACAGAAAAGCUAAAAGAUUAAGAGCUAUUACAGGUAAUCAAAAUAUUACAAGUGAAGGUGAAAUUGAAAAUAGUAAGUUAACAUUAAGUGAAUUAGCUAUUGAAACUUUAUGGAGACCAAUCGAGAUCUCUAUAGUAGAACCAGUUGUGUUGUUGAUUAAUCUUUAUAUCGCAUUGGUUUAUUCCAUUAUGUAUCUUUGGUUUGAAGCUUUCCCAAUCGUCUUCUUUGAUACUCACCACUUUACAUUAAUUGAAAUGGGUUUAGCUUAUAUGAGUAUUGUUAUUGGUAUUGUGAUUGCUGCUGCUAUCUAUAUUCCAAUUGUGUUUAAAAUAUUUACAAAUCCAUUACUUAGAGGUGAACAAGUUACUCCAGAAGUUUUCAUUCCUAUGGCCAUCGUUGGUGGUACUUGUUUAAUCAUCGGUGUAUUCAUUUUUGGUUGGACUUCAGCUGCUGAUAUUCAUUGGAUGGGUCCUCUUGUUGGUGCUGCUAUUUUCGCAGCUGGUGCAUUCUUAAUUUUCCAAACCUUAUUUAACUAUUUGGGUAUGUCAUUCUGGAGAUAUUUAGCUUCUGUUUUUGCUGGUAAUGAUUUAUUCAGAUCAACUAUUGCUGGUGUUUUCCCAUUAUUUGGUAAAUCGUUAUUCUUAAACUUAAAGACAGAUAGAUUUCCCGUUGCUUUAGGUUCUACAGUAUUAGGGGCCAUUACAGUGGUAAUGAUUCUUAUUCCAAUCUUGUUCUAUCUUAAUGGUCCUAAAUUAAGAGCAAGAUCAAAAUACGCUGGUGCUGGUUAA